This is a messenger RNA of Amaranthus tricolor (Joseph's coat), 1369 nucleotides long. Its product is annotated as nodulin-26. The record is from RefSeq and is a predicted model, not a curated record. Gene Ontology annotation, biological process: transmembrane transport. Gene Ontology annotation, molecular function: channel activity. Bases 143 to 1009 code for a protein of 288 amino acids. The transcript has 5 exons. Lineage: Eukaryota; Viridiplantae; Streptophyta; Magnoliopsida; Caryophyllales; Amaranthaceae. Gene Ontology annotation, cellular component: membrane.
GUAAUUUCCCCGUUCUUUAUAAGUAGGAUUGAGGCCUAGGAUUUGGGAAGUACCCCAACUCAAUUAUCCAUUCUUUUGUAUUAAUCCCCUUAUUUCCUCCAAUCCUAUUUAAUUAACUACAAAAAUAAAUAAUAAUACUAUUAUGGGCGAGGUCGCAAGAACUAACGGUAACCAUGAAGUCGCCAUUAAUGUAAAAGAUGAUGAUUAUAAUCCUAAUAAUAAUCAAUCUCACUCUAAUUCUAACACUAACUCUGAUUCUUGCUUCUCUCUUCCUUUCCUCCAAAAGAUGAUAGCUGAGAUGAUGGGGACGUACUUUUUGAUAUUUGCGGGGUGUGCGGCGGUGACAGUAAAUUUAAACGCCGAAAAAGUAGUGACGUUGCCAGGAAUUGCAAUAGUGUGGGGAUUAGUAGUAAUGGUCAUGGUUUACUCUGUGGGCCAUAUUUCGGGUGCCCAUUUCAACCCUGCUGUUACUAUUGCUUUCGCUACUUGCCGUAGAUUUCCAUGGAAACAGGUACCGACAUUUGUAAUAUGUCAAGUAGUUGGAUCAACACUAGCAAGCGGAACACUGAGGUUGAUAUUUAACGGACACCAAACUCAAUUUGCGGGGACUACUCCGGCAGGAUCUGAUCUUCAAUCUUUCGUUAUUGAAUUUAUUAUCACCUUUUAUCUCAUGUUUGUCAUUUCUGGUGUUGCCACCGAUAAUCGUGCGAUUGGAGAACUUGCUGGUCUUGCCGUUGGAUCAACCGUCUUGCUUAAUGUCAUGUUUGCUGGGCCAAUAUCAGGAGCAUCAAUGAAUCCAGCAAGAAGUUUAGGACCAGCAAUAGUAUCACACCAUUAUAAGGGCAUAUGGAUAUACCUUGUGGCGCCUACUGCAGGUGCUAUAGCUGGUGCAAUGGUGUAUAAUCUUAUAAGGUUCACUGACAAACCAUUGCGCGAGAUAACUAAGACUGGUUCCUUCCUUAAGGCUAAGGGUUCAUCUAGAUCGGCUCGCAACGGUUCGUCCUACUAAGAUUCAAUCAGACUGUUGGUUUAAAUUAGAUUAGAAUUAGCUUAAAUUGGGCAUAUUAUAGAGCCUUUUAACUUAAGAUUUAUGCAAUCAGCUGCUAGUUCAUGUAUUAUGUUUGUAUGUAUGUGGCUAUUCUUGACAUAUUCGGCAUAAUUGUUAUUGUAUUGUGCAUCAACUUGUGAGGAGAAGGCCCAACAUAUAUUGUCUUAUGAUGUACUCCUAUCCUUUUGAUGAGUUUGCUACUGAACGUGAUGUAUUGUGAGAAAACAUUACUUUCAGCUAGAAACUCAAAGGGACAAAGGCAGUAGUUUGAUUAGAAGUUGUCAAACUCAUCAAGUAUUUAAAGUAUUUAUCUUUUUAGAA